Molecule: messenger RNA, 8320 nt
Organism: Cavia porcellus (domestic guinea pig)
Lineage: Eukaryota; Metazoa; Chordata; Mammalia; Rodentia; Caviidae
Gene: Kbtbd12
Product: kelch repeat and BTB domain containing 12
Exons: 6
Coding region: 334-2058 (574 amino acids)
Molecular function (GO): protein binding
Source: RefSeq, a predicted model, not a curated record
AGCACCUGUCAUCCAAAAGGCCCGCGAGCGCCCUCCCUGCUUCCCUCCCCCGCCUCAGGCGCUGACCCGCGGCCCCCUGCCAGCCAAGGAACCGGCGCCGUCUAUUUAUAUCGCUUGUCAGGCUCAGGCCCAUAUUGGGCAGUGCAGCGGGUCAGGCCCCUCCCGGUGCGUCGACCCCAGAGCAUGCCGGCUGGGUUGCAGCGCUGUUGCGGGGCCCUGCAGAGCAAGUGGGCGGGUAUUUCGUGGCAUCUCUGUGAGUAAUCAGAAAAACAAAUAGCUACUCAGGAAUCAAGCUAAACGUAAGGAAGAUCCAGAAACUUCGGAGAGUGUGUCAUGGAGCGCAAGACUGAGGGAAAAGAGAAAUGCCAACACAGCUUGAACUUACUGAAUACAAUUAAGAACAUGAGAGAAUUAACAGAAAUGAUUGAUGUAGUGCUCAUUGCUGAAGAGGAGAAAUUCCCUUGCCACAGACUGGUCCUGGCUGCCUUUAGUCCUUAUUUCAAAGCUAUGUUCACCUGUGGACUGCUGGAAUGUACUCAGAGGGAAGUCGUCCUCUAUGACAUUACAGCAGAGAGUGUAUCAGUGAUACUAAAUUACAUGUACAGUGCAGCUCUGGAGAUCAACAAUGCUAAUGUGCAGACCGUGGCUAUGGCUGCCUAUUUUAUGCAGAUGGAAGAAGUCUUCAGAGCGUGUCAGAAAUACAUGAUGGACCACAUGGAUGCCUCCAACUGUGUAGGAAUUUAUUAUUUCGCAAAGCAGAUUGGAGCUGAGGAUUUAUCCGAUCAGUCAAAGAAGUAUUUGUAUCAGCACUUUGCUGAAGUGAGCUUACAUGAAGAAAUACUAGAUGUGGAAGUGCACCAAUUUCUGGCACUUAUUAAAUCAGAUGAUCUUAACAUAUCCAGAGAGGAGAGCAUUCUGGACUUGGUGCUGAGAUGGGUAAAUCAUAACCAAGAAUUGCGCACAGAGCAUCUCGUUGAGCUUUUGAAGGAAGUCAGAUUGGAACUUAUAAAUCCUUCUUUCUUAAGGCAGGCCCUCAAAAGGAAUACAAUGCUGCUGUGUGAUGCAAGCUGCAUUGACAUCAUUCAGAAUGCAUUCAAAGCCAUCAAGACACCCCAGCAGCAAUCUCUGAAUCUUCGCUAUGGCAUGGAGACCACCAGUCUUCUGCUUUGCAUUGGCAACAACUCUUCAGGAAUCAGGUCAAGACACAGAAACUAUGGCGAUGCAAGCUUUUGUUAUGAUCCUACUUCCCGGAAAACCUAUUUCAUCUCGUCUCCCAAGUACGGAGAGGGGUUAGGGACCGUAUAUACUGGCGUUGUCAUGGAAAAUAACACUAUCGUUGUGGCUGGGGAAGCAAGUGCUUCAAGACUCUCUAGACAAAAGAACAAGAAUGUUGAAAUUUAUAGGUAUCAUGAUAGAGGAAACCAGUUUUGGGAAAAGUUAUGCACAACUGAAUUUCGGGAGCUGUAUGCUCUGGGCAGUGUCCAUAAUGACCUCUAUGUUGUAGGAGGACAGAUGAAAAUUAAAAACCAGUACCUCAUUACAAAUUAUGUUGAUAAGUACUCUGUAGAACGAGACAACUGGAAAAGGGUGUCUCCUCUUCCACUGCAGUUGGCGUGUCAUGCUGUAGUGACAGUGAAAAACAAACUUUAUGUGAUUGGAGGCUGGACCCCUCAGAUGGAUCUUCCUGAUGAAGAACCUGAUCGAUUAAGCAACAAACUGUUGCAGUAUGACCCCAGCCAAGAUCAAUGGCAAGAGCGGGCGCCCAUGCAGUACUCUAAGUACCGAUUCAGCACAGCCGUAGUCAACAGUGAGAUUUAUGUUCUAGGUGGAAUUGGCUGCCUGGGGCGAGAUAGAGGCCAGGUUCGGAAAUGCCUUGAUGUGGUGGAGAUCUACAACCCAGAUGGGGACUUCUGGCGAGAGGGCCCACCUAUGCCAAGUCCCCUUCUCUCUCUCCGAACGAAUUCCACCAAUGCUGGGGCAGUGGACGGGAAGCUCUAUGUCUGCGGGGGAUUCCAUGGAGCAGAUAUCCUUUUUAGUGGAGAGACUGAAGCCAGAUGACCAUGAGCAUGAGGCCGGCCUGGAAGAGCAGCUUCACCAAAAAUGAGCAUGUGACGCAAGAAAGAGUAGAUGCAGGAAACAGGACCAAACAUCAUAGGGAGGAAAGGAAAUUCCUGGGAGGACAUGGAGGGAAAGUCCAGAGAGCAACCCAUACAGAGCAGAGCUUGUCGAAAGGCUAUGAGAGCAAUGUCUUCAGGAAGAGAAACAGGCCACCUGACCCUGGAUGUUGAGACUCCAAAACGUGAGCUACACAAAGCUCUUUUCUUUAGGAGUCCUUAGCUUCAGUUAUUUUGUUACAGCAACAGAAAACAAACCAAGACAGAGGCACUAAAGACUCGACUCAUCUGACUUUGGUCUAGAAAUUUUUCUUUACUUACUUCGUUUUUUGAAAAAAGGUUACACAUUUGCAGAAAAGCAUGAAAACUAACAGAAACAAAGCAACUUGAGAGCAAAUGGCAAGUAAGUAAUACAGGACAGGAAAAGUAUACCACACAACUCACCAGUGAGGUGCAUUUAUAACAGUGAUGGCAGUGUUGAGCUAACCAGAGCUAUGCCUUAACCGUACUAGAAAAAUGAGGGAACAGAAAGUAGGCAGGUGUGGUGCAGACCAGAGGGAAAGGUAAACCCACAAUUCCCGCAAAGUUGAGUCUUCAAAGCCUCUGUCUUGGUCUGUUUUCUGUUGCUAUAACAAAAUAACUGAAGCUAAGGGCUCCUAAAGAAAAGAGGUUUAUGUAGCUCAGGUUUUGGAGUCUCAAAGUCCAGGGUCAGGUGGUCCCAACUGUCUGGCCUCUGUUGGGCUCUCUUGGCCACAUUCCACAAUGCCAGAUGACAUCAAGGUGACAGUGCACACAAAGGGCAGGUCACACGGCCAGACAGGAAGCCAGGGGGAUGUAGGAGCCAGGCUUGCUAUUCUAGAGCAGCCUGCUCUCUGGAACCAACCAGAGCACUGAGAACUGUGGCUAUCCUUUCCAAGGGCAGUGAUGACCUAACUACCCUUGUAGACCCUGCCUCUUAAAGGGCCUUCAUCCUCCCAAGACCAGGAUGGUGGCCCUGGGGAUGAGCUCACCAGCACACAAAUCACUAAAGAAUGUACUCAAACCAGAAGUUGAGAAGUGGGAGUGGUGUUCUUAAAAAUGUUAUUAGCAGGUCUAGUUGUCAAGGCUGGAGGAGUCAGAAAGGGUAGAAAGAGAAGCGGUAAAUGGGGGCCACAUUUUUAAGGACUAAAGCUUACAAAGUCAUUUGACAGUAAGUCAUGUGAUUGGGAAGCUGAUGAAAAACUACUUCAAAUACACAAGCGCAGUCUCUAUUGGUGAUGGUGACCAUUUUGAAGCUUUCAGUGAUACAAACAUCCUCUGCAGCAUGUGUGCCAUAGGCUUGCCACUACUGGUCUAUUUGAUAGAGGAAUACUAAAGAGAGAAUUAAGGAAAAUAUUAGCAGACAUGUAUUGGACAUCAAACCCCCAUGGGUCUCAUACCUGUGAUGUAUCUCAGGAGGAGCACCAGCUGCCUUCUCUCUGGUCCGUCCCUCCCAGCUUCUUCCUGUCACAGACAUCAUGGGCAAUGUGUUAUUUUCCUCCAGGCCAAAGGCAAGCCUGGGACACAUCAGAAGGUCUUUUCUCCACCACCAGCAUGACCUCAGGAAGCCAGUGCUAGGCUUCAAGAAGGUCAGGACUCAGGACCUUCUGAAAUUCUUACAAAAUAUGGGAAAAAUGGCAUUUCCCAACUUGUUCUAUGAGUCCAAUGUUAUGCUGAUACCAAAAGCCAGAGAAGGAUGUUGCAGAAAAAAAACAAUACAUCAAUAGCCUUUCUGAAUAUAAGUGGGAGAGUCUUCUUUUGAGAUCUACAGUGCUGCACAUUUUGUCAAUUAAAAAUAUAUGCAUAAAGCCAGGCAUGGUGGUGCAUGGUACAUACCUGUAAUCUCAGCACUAGGGAGGCUGAAGCAGGAGGACUGCCACAAGUUUGAGGUCAGCCUGGGCUACAUAGAGAGUUCAAGGGCAGCCUGAGCUACAUAGUGAGACUCUGUCUCAAAAAAAUAUAUAUACAUAUAUAUAUAUGCAUACAAGUUAGCUCUUACAGUUUGUUUUAAACAAAAGAAUACAUAGUCCUUCAUAUCUGUGAGUUCUCUUUCAUUAGCCCGUGUUUGUGGUACAUAAUGAUCACAUACCCUUGUAAAGUUGGUGCAUAGACAGAAACACUUUCAUUCUUUUCCACUCCUUUCCUCCCUGUCUCCUCCUGUUCUCUGUCUCUUGACACCCUUCCCAUUUAUGAAAGAUCUGGCUCCCUACUUCCUAUUAUCUCUCUUUUAUUUUGCUCAUUAUUUAUUCUCUGGGUUUCUCAUAUAAGGGCAUCUAUGCAAUACUGGAGCUUUUGUGUCUGAUUUAUUUCGUUUAACAGUAAUGUCUCAAGGUGCUCCUAUUUUCCCACAAAUAACUCAAGUUUAUCCUUCUUUAUGGCAAAGCAGUACUCCACUGUGUGUAGACACCACAUUUUCUUUAUCCAGCCAUCUACUGAUGCACAAUAUAGGCUACUUCCAAGAUUUAUCUGUUAUGAGUGUGCUGCUAUAAACACAAGUGUGUGUGAGUCACUGUAAUAUAAUGUCCCUAACUCUUUUGGAUAGAUACCUAGAAGAGGGCUAGCUGGCUGAAAUGGAAUUUCUAGUUUUAUUUUUCGGAGGAAUCUCCAUACUGAUUUCCAUAGUGGUUGUAUUAGUUCCCACAGCCUCCAGCAUUUGUCAAUAUUUGGUUUCUUAAAGAUAGACAUUCUUCCUGGGGUAAGAUGGAAUCUCAGUGUUUUUUAAAAUUUGUAUUUUUCUAAUGGCCGACAAUGUUGAGCCUUUUUUCAUGCAUUUAUUGGCCAUCUGUACUUCUUCUUCUGGGAAGUGUCUGUUCAUUUCACUCACUCAUUUUUUGAUUGGGUCUCAUUUAGAGGGAAGUCUAAUUUUUUAAUUCUUUAUGUAUUACAAAUAUUAGUCCUCUGUCUGAAGAAUAGCUGUAAAAAAUUUUUUCUUAUUCUAUAGGUUGUCUCUUCAUUCUGUUAGGUAUUUCUUUUGCUGUGCAGACUUUUUAAUUUGAAAUGAUCACAUUUGUUAAUUCUUGAUAUUGUUUCCUGUGCAACUGAGGUUCUGGUAAGAAAGUCCUUGCCUAUGCUUGCAUUAUUAAGAUCUUUAUCUGUUUUACCUUCCAGUGGAUUAAAUGCUUCUUUUUAAAUAUUUAUAUCUUUGAUUCAUUUUGAUUUUUAUUUUAAUACAUAUUUUAAUACAAGAUAUGGGUCUGGAUUCAGUCUUCUGCAUAAGGAUAGUCAGUUUUCCCAGCAUCAUUUGGAUAUCUUUCUUCCAGGGUAUGUUUUUGGCCCCUUUGUCAAAGAUCAGAUAACUGAAUGUAUCCAGGAUUACUUCUGGGUCACCUAGUCUGUUGAACUGAUCCAUAUGUCUGUUUGCAACCAUGCUAUUUUUGAUCACUGUGGCUUUGUGAUAUAACUUCGAAUCUGAGAUGGUGAUUCUUCCUGCUCUGCUCUUGUUAUCCCGGAUUGUUUUGGCUUUUCUGGGUCUCUUCUGGUUCCAUAUAAAUGUCAGAAUUGCUUUCUCCAGUUGUGUGAGGCAUGCUGUUGGUAUUUUGAUUGAGAUUGCAUUAAAUCUAUACAUCAGUUUUGAAAGUAUGCCCAUUUUGAGUAUUCAGGUUCAGCUUGUCCAGGAACAAGUAAUGUCUUUCCAUUUUCUGAAGUCUUACUCAGUCUCCCUUUCCAGAGUACUAUAUGUAGUUUUUUUCAUUUCCUUUGUUAGGUUAAUUUUAAGUAUUUAAUUUUUCUUGGUUUAUUGUGAAUGCGUUUUUUUCCUAAUUUAAUCUUGAACAAAAUACUAGCAAACCAAAUCCUACAUCAUACAACAAGAAUGCUCUAUCAAGACCAAACAGAAUCUAUCUGAAAAAUGAAAUGUUGGCUAACCAUCUGAAAAUUAGUUGAUGUCAUCUACCAUACUGAUAGAAUAAAAGCCAAAAAAAGAUGAACAUCUUUAUAGAUGCAAAAAAAAAAAAAAAAGAUUUCACAAAAUCUACCACUCACUCACUAUAUAAGUACUCAGUAUACUAGAAAUAGAAGACAAAGUUCUCAAACUUAUAAAGGGCAUCUAUGAAAAAUCCAACAGCUAAUAUCAUUCGUAGAGUGAAAGAUAAAAAUUUUUCCUCUAAAAUCACGAACUCUUGCCAUUUCUAUUCAGAAUUGUGCUGGAGUAUAUAAUCAGGAAACAUAGGAAAGAAAAAGAAAAGAUAAGGCAUCCAGAUUGGGAAGUGAUAAAAGGUAAUUACAUGUGACAGGAUCUGGUUUUGGGGGGGGAAGAGUCUCUUUUUUUUUGUCCUGGAGAUGGAAAUUUGGACUUUCACACUGAACUAUAUCCCCAGUGCUUUUUAUAUUUUAUUUUGAGACAAGAUUUUUCUAGGAUGCCCAGACUGGCCUCUAACUUUCCGUCCUUCUGACUUAGCCACCCAGAGUGCUGGAAUUACAAGUAUGUGUUACUAUGCCUAACUAACAAAAUCUUGUGUUGAGAAAAUCCUAAGAAAUUACAAGAAAACUAUUAGAGCCAGUAUUAGUUCAGCAAGGUUAUAGAACAUAAGACCAGUAUACGAAAAGCAGUUAUGUUUUAUACCCUUGCAUUGAACAAUCAAAAAAUGAAAUUAAACAACCAUUCCAUUUACUAUAGCAUCAAAAAGAAUAAAAUACUUAGGAAUAAAUUUUCUUCCUAAAAAGUUAUAGGCCUUGUACACUGCAAAACAUUAGUAAAAGAAAUUGAAAACCUAAAUAGAUAGUAAGACAUUAUAUAUAAAACUUGGUAAGGUGAUAUUAAAAUUCAAAUGGAAAUGCAAGAGACUCAAUAUAACUAAAAACAAUCUUGUAAAAGAAAAAUAAAGUUAGAAGAUUUACACUUCCUAAUUUCAAAACUUAAUUUAAAACUAUAAUAAUCAAUACUGUGAUAGUGGCAUAGAAUAUAUAUGGAUCGAUGGAAUAGACUUGUGAGUCCAGAAGUAAUCCCUUCUAUUACAGCCAAUUGAUUGUCAACAAAGCUUCCAUGACAGUCUCAUGGAAAAAAGAUCUUUUUGUCAGCAAAUGGCACAGGAAUAAUUGGAUAUCCCCAUGCCAAAGAAUGAAGUUGGAUCCCUACCUCACACCAUGUACAAAAAUGAACUCAAAAUAGAUCUAAAACUUAGACAUAAGUGUUAAAACUCUAAAACUCAUAGAAGAAAAUAUAGGUAUAAACUUCUGUGACAUUGACAGUGGUUUCUUAGAUAUACCUGAACCGUAUAUGCAAAAAUAGAGACAAAUCAUGCCUCAAAAUUUAAGACUUUUCUGUUUCAAAAGGCAACAUCAAGAAAAUGAAAAAGCAACCAACUACUAAAGGAUGAGAGAAAAUAUUUGCAAAUCCUAUAUCUGAUGAGACUUGUAUCUAUACUAUAUGUAAAAAUCUUACAAAUCAAUAAUAAAAAGACAAUCUAUGUUUUUAAGUAGCAAAAGACUUCAAUAGACAUUUCUCCAGUGAGUGCUUAGCACUCCUUCCAUUGUGGAAAUGCAAAUCAAAAUCCUGAGAUGGCACUUUGCACCUACCAGGAUGACUAUAGUUAAAGAGUUAGAGAAUAACAAAUACCAACAAGAAUUGGAGAAGUUGGCAUCCCUAUUCACUCCUGUGGAAAACAGAAAAUAUACAGCUGCUGUGGAAAUCAGCCUGGCAUUUCCUCAUAGGUUAAACUCAGGGUUGCCAUGUGACCCAGAAAUUCUACUGCUACACAAGAGAAUUCUAAAUAUCUGUCCAUACAGAAGCUUAUACGUGAAUGUUUACAGCAGCAAUAUCUGUAACAGUUAAAAAGUGAACAACUGCAGCAUUUAUCAACAGAAUGGAUAAAUAGAAUAUGCUAUAUUUAUGUGGUAGGAUGUUAUUUGGCAAUAAAAUGGAAUGAAGUUCUAUUACACACUAUGACCUGAGUGAACCCUGAAAAUGUUAAUCUAAGUGAAAGAUAGCAGCCACAAAAGACCACAUAUUGUAUGACCCCAUUUUCAUGAAAUGUCCGGGAAAGGCAACUGCACAGAAACAGAAAAUAAUCUUAUGGUUAUCAGGGGCCAGGGGAAGGGUUGAUGGAAAGUGACUGGUAAUGGGUACAGGGUUUCGCUGAGGUGACGAAGAUGCUCUAAAAUUAAACAGUCAUGAUUGUAUAACUUUGUGAAUGUGCUUUGAAAAAUCACUGAAUUGUAUACUUUCUAAAAUGAAAUUUAUUUAUAAGGCC